UGGUCUGGUCUGUCUGUGAUGACGGGCAUAGCAUACAUUGGAAGCAAGCAAAGAAUGAGGAGCUAGCCCUAACUAGAUUAGUCUUCCAACAUUGUCGGAAUUUCUACAUUCAAUCUCCAAAAUACAGCGUAAAACUGAUCUCAAAACAACGUUAUCGAAGGAACAUCAAGCGAGUCACUGGCAGCAGAAAACUGGAAGGAAAGGCGCCCAAAGGAGGUGCUGGCUUUGGGGACGACCAGUGAGAUAUACCUGCUGGAGCGCGUGCUACGGGUGGGUGUUGUUAUCGUGACCAGUGAGCUGAGGUCAUCUAACUGAACUAUAUCUGUCUUGACAUUGACUUCAUUGCUGUUGUUGCCACGUGAGCAGGACAAUAUGAGUGGAGAGAGGGAAACGUUGAUGGAGGAAAUGGAACAGAGUUUAUACACUUUAACCAACGACAGUUUACGCUGCCUGUGUGAACGCAGUGGAAUAGGUGGCAAGGAUGGCUCUGAUGUUCAAGGAAAGAAUCACCAUCACUCAUUGUGCCGUAAAAUCCUGGAGGAACUUGGGAAAAAUGCAGAUUCAAUGGAAUCGGAGGAGCAGGGAAUGUCUUGGUUACUCCGACUGAAAGAGGACAUCAGAAAGAUACAGGAGGAUUGUAUCGGUGCACCUUUGAGUCCCAGCCAAUCCAUUGAUGAUAAUGCUGUAGACUGUGAUGAAGAAGGGAACCAGAAGGACAUGGAUUGGUUACCUAGCAAAAGGUUGGAGGGGGAACCCAUGAGUCCCAGCCAAUCCUUUGAUGACGAGGAUGCUGUUGACUGCGAUGAAGAAUGUGUGAAGGACAGGGAUUUGUUGCCUAGCAAAGGGCUGGAGGCAGAACCAGCACCAGAGAGACACACACCAGAGCAGAGGGAGGAGAGCGUGAGUGGGUCCCCCUCUCUGUCCUCUCCUGGUAAUGCCUUACUGCUGGGUCUGAAGAGGGUGUCUGUGCAGCUGGUCGACUGCAGGAAAACACCAGGGUUGAGAGGAACUGCUGGAGGAGAUGAGGAGGAGGAAGGAGACGUGAUUCAUCAAAGAGAGAGACGUGGCAACCGUGGAUCUUCUGGGGAGCCUCAACAACAACCUCAUGCUGACAACACAGACUGGAGUCUCCCCACAUCAAAACACCUCAAUAAACAACUGCAGAGACAUACAGGGAAGAAACCACACCACUGCUGCUCUGAGUGUGGGAAGACUUUCGGCUGUCCAGCGACUCUCAAAAUGCACAGAAGAAUCCAUACAAGAGAGAAACCUUACCGCUGCUCACAGUGUGGGGAGACUUUCAGUCAAAAAAUUACUCUUAAGAUUCACCAGCAGAUGCACACUGGGAAGAAACCUCACCACUGCUCUGACUGCGGAAUGAGUUUCAGUGUUUUAUCAAGCUUGAAAAUCCAUCAAAGCACCCACACUGAAAAUAAACUAUUCCAAUGCUCCAAGUGUGGGAAAGGUUUUGCAAACAACCACUAUCGAAAAAUACAUGAGAAAACGGUACAUGAGCCUCCCGCAGAAAGGUCUUACCACUGCUCUGACUGCGGGAAGAGCUACAGUUUUUUAUCAACCUUCAAAAACCAUCAAAGAAAACACACAGGAGAGAAACCAUUCCAAUGCUCCAAGUGCGAGAAAAGUUUUGCUCAGAAAUCCACUCUAAAAGCCCACGAGCAAACACACAUGCCUGCUGCAGAAAGGCCUUACCAAUGCCUAUUCUGUGAGAAGAAGUUUUGUAUUUCGGCAUCCUUUAAUUUCCAUAUGAGAAUGCAUACUGAAGAAAAACCAUUCCAAUGUUCCGUCUGCGGAAUGCGGUUCAUUCACGCCAGUUUACUGAAAGCACACAAACAUAAACACAAGCCCUCUGCCGAAAGGCCCUUCCACUGCUCUAAAUGUGGGGCAUGUUUUACUACAAAAGGUAAUCUUAAAUUUCACCAGCUGACCCACGACCGGGGAGAGAGAACUUACCGCUGUUCUGAGUGUGGGCAUUGUUUCUCUCAUCCGAUAUAUCUGAAGAAACACCAGAAAAGGCACAGUAAAGAGAAGUCCAUUGUCUGCGACCUCUGCGGGAAGACCUUCAACCAUCCAAGCAACUUCAGAACACACAUGAAGAUACACCAAGGAGUGAAACCGUACCACUGCUCCGACUGUGGCAGGAGCUUUGUAUUCCGCCAAGGUUUAACAACACACCAGCGUGUGCACACCGGAGAGCUGCCUUACGUCUGUGAUCAAUGUGGAAAGAGGUUUUCUCAGUACAAUUCUUUGGUGAUUCACCAGCGAACACACACUGGGGAGAAACCUUACCCAUGCUUUGUCUGUGGGAAGAGCUUCAGUCGGUCACAAAACCUGGCUGCACACAAGAGAACUCAUACUGGAGAGAAGCCUCACGCCUGUGAUCAGUGCGGGAAGAGGUUUUCCCGAACUGACGCACUGGCUGUACACAAGCGCACUCACACUGGAGAGAAGCCUUACAGCUGUGAUAUAUGCAAGGAGAGGUUCACCUAUUUAGUAGCCAUGUUGAAACAUAAGAAAGGACAUGGACAUCCUGCAGGUGAUGUACUCUGUGCAGAAUGGCCUCAGGAUGAUUCUAGCUCUGUUUAUGAAUAGAGAGAACUUUGUGUUGUAACUUGCAGAAGACCUCAUCAAUUUGUCGUUUUACUUACAAUCUAACCCCCAGAGAGAGAGAGACACAAACACUCUCACACGCAGACAAACCCAGAGGGCGGCAGGUAGCCUUGCAAUUAAGAGCGUUUGGCCGGUAACCGAAAGAUCGCUGGUUCGAAUCCCCGAGCCGGCAAAGGUUAGAAGAAAAAUGUGCUGUUCUGGCCUUGAGCAAGCCAGUUAGCCCCCGACAACUCCUCCCCGGGAACAUAUGAAGUGGAUUAAGGCAGCCCGCCACACCUCUUUGAUUCAGAGGGUUCAGAUACGGAAGGUUGAAGGCAUUUAGUUGUGCAACUGGCUAGUUAUCCCUAAUUUAUUUUCCACCCAGAGGAAUUGGGAGCACAGAGUGGUUUUUGAGAGUGGUUACUACGGUUUUUGAGAGUAGUUACUAUGUUUCCUCCGCAUUGGACUGAAUCACAAAACAAGGAUUUGUGGCUUUUAAAUUGUCUGAAAUCACAGUGUUGUGUUUUAUGCAUACACACCUGACAGGUAUAGGAUCAGGUUCUCCUCCGCAAAUCCUAUUAUUAAGCAUUAGUGGCAAAAAUGCUACAAGAUCAGCAUCUAGGGGCAACUUCACCCAACACUUUCCCCUUCCCUGGGGGCUGUUCCAGAUGGCAGAUUCAUUGAGUUACUCUACUAAAUAUUCUGAAGUAUCAUAUUUUUUUAGACAAAUAUAGACUUGAAAUUGGCAUGGUGUCAUUAACUUGAAACCAGCAACACAUGUUCAUGUUUAGCUUUCAAAAUAAACCCCUGAUUUAAGAGAUCAAAUGGUUUUAAGGAUCUGGUCUCUGGAACUCCCCGCUGCUCCCAGUCACAGUAACGCAAGAGUCAAUUCCACCAUGCCAAUUUCAAGUCCUUAUAUUCUUUUACCAGUAUGGUUAAGUUAUUUCAGAAUAUUUAGGACUAAAUAUGUUUCCAUGGUAACUUAAAUCUUCAUGCAGAUUUCAUGUGAACAUUUGAGAUAAAUUCCUUUAUUGCAAGACAUAAAUCUUUAUCAAUGAAACUAACCAGGAUAAAAUGUGAAGUUUAAAGGUGUAAUUAAAUGAAAAUACAUGUCUUA
This is a messenger RNA of Salmo salar (Atlantic salmon), 3724 nucleotides long. NCBI's taxonomy places the organism in Eukaryota, Metazoa, Chordata, Actinopteri, Salmoniformes, Salmonidae. The record is from RefSeq and is a predicted model, not a curated record.